UGCAAAUUACGUUCUUCUUCUACAAUAUAUUGUAGCUGUUCGAGGGGAUACGAAGGGCAGUAUUGUCACAGGAAAAUGCUGAAUCCGUGUUCAAAAAACUUAUGUGAAAAUGGAAACUGCAUAAAUAGUGGACUUUCGUAUAAAUGUGUGUGUCGAGAUGGAUAUACGGGACAAUAUUGCGACAAAGCAUUGCACCCAUGCAAGCAAAGUAAAUGCGCAAAAGGCGGAAUUUGUAAAACAACAGAAGAUGGUCAGUCGUAUACGUGUAAAUGCAAAAGAGGUUUCAGGGGGGAGUACUGCGACUACCCAGAAUCUAGUCCAUGCCCCUGCGAUAAUGGAAAAUGCGUAUGGACUGCAAAUUCAUAUCGAUGCGAGUGUUACCUUGGCUCAUAUGGCCCACGGUGCGAUAAAGAUCGUUGUCGACCGAAUCCUUGUGAAAACGGCGGUACUUGCAGACUUCCUUUACUCUGGGUAUUUAGCACCUCGGUUGAAUGCGACUGUUUGGAAGGAUUUGUGGGAGAUUUCUGCCAAAUAAAACUUGACCCGUGCCGGUCGAGUCGUUGCAUUCACGGAAACUGCAUACCAAGUGCGAACUCCUAUAGAUGCGAUUGCUGGUCUGGCUACUCCGGGAAAUAUUGUGAGAGAGAAUUUGAUCCCUGUCAAUUGCUACCUUGCAAACACGGACAAUGCAUUGAAACCGGAAAUUUUCAUCAAUGUGAUUGCUUGGCUGGCUACUCCGGACAACAUUGUGACAUAGAAAUCAAUCCAUGUGUACCGAACCCUUGCAAUAAAGGAUAUUGCUCAAGAGAUGUAAUUCCUUAUAGAUGUAACUGUUGGACAGGUUACACUGGCGAACAUUGUGACAGAGAAAUUGAUCCAUGCUUACCGAGUCCUUGCAAUAAAGGAGAAUGCGUUCGAUAUGGAAAUUCAUAUCGAUGCAACUGUUAUACUGGAUACACUGGCCAACAUUGUGACACAGCUGCAGAAGUCUAUGUUUGCUGGCCAAACCCUUGCAAGAAUGGUGGUACUUGUGCAAUGGUGGACGAUCGCAAUUUUAUAUGCAUUUGCCCAGAAGGUUAUGCCGGAACAUAUUGUGAACUUACUGUUUCACCAAGAACAAAUUUUUGUUCGGUAAUUCAAUGCCAAAACGGUGGAAUAUGUGACGGAAUUGCACAAAUAUGCACAUGCUUGCCAGGAUACAGCGGAAACCUAUGCCAAAUACAUACUAACAACUUGAAAAUGGAAACAAGUUCAAUUUGUUCGCCAAAUCCCUGUUUGCACGGGAAAUGCAAGGAGACGAAUAACAAUUAUAGAUGUUAUUGUUCAAUUGGAUAUUACGGAGAUACUUGUCAAUUGAGCUUAUACCCCUUACAAUGGACACCAUGUACGAGGACAUGCGGUGGUGGCACGAGAUAUAGGAGCGAAUUGUGUAAAUUUGGAAAUGUAGUGGAUUGUCCGCGAGUCUAUGAAGAUUGUAACACGCAUGAUUGUCCUAAAAUAACCUGUCCUUGGAACUCCAAACAUCGCUUCAAUUCCACAUCGGAAUGUUGUAGUAAAACAAAUGGUAAAAAUUGCAUAAAGACGACUGAUGAUAACAAUAUGUUUACUCAUCUUAUCAUUGGAGGAGUAACAUCAAAACCAAAGGAUUGGCCGUGGAUGGCAGCGUUGUAUCUCCAAAACAAGGGAAAAUUUGUAUGCGGUGGAUCAAUAGUGGGAAAGAGUUGGGUAUUGACGGCAGCUCAUUGUGUUGAUAAGCAGAAUCCAUCCAAUGUACUGGUUCUCGUCGGAUCCCGACAUCACACUCAGCUUGAUGCAGGGCAUAGAUGGAUUGGUGCAAGUAGAAUUUUUCUACAUCCUACUUAUGAUGGUACUAUUGGCGAUGUAGCUUUAAUAAAGCUUCACUUUCAACUUGAAUAUACUGACAAUAUCCGACCGAUAUGUCUACCAAAUGGAGAAAAAGUUGAGACUGAUACUAAAUGCUUUGCACCUGGAUGGGGAAUAGCUAACAGAGAAGAUAUCCCAAUAGAAAAGUCGUCCGCAAGUCUCCAACAUGCCGGUCUACGGAUUCUUCCUCGCGAUGUAUGUGCACAAGGAUAUAAGAACUCCCCAUACUACAGAGCAGUAACAGAUAAUGUCAUUUGUUCUGGAUUACUAAGUGGAAAUAAAGACACAUGCCUGGGUGACAGUGGUGGACCACUAGCUUGUCAAAGAAAGGCAUCAUGCGACUGGUAUAUUGCUGGAGUGACGUCAUUUGGUGCAGUAGAAUGCGGUUCGAAAAAUGUACCUACUGGAUUUAUGGACAUUGUGCACUAUGAGGCAUGGAUAAAGCAAACAAUAUAUAAAAAUUAAUAAACUUAUUGUUGAGGUUCAGUCAUCGUUGAAGAACAACUUUAAACGAAGUUAGACACCUUUAUCUUCGUGUUCAUAUGUUUGAGCAUUGCUCCCCUGUUUGUCUUCGAAACAAAACACAAGUUCCCACAAGUUCGUUACAAACAAUAAAACAUGGCACCAUUGUUACGCCCCACAUUUAACAUGUUCCUAAGAAUUAAAUCCACCAAAAUGAAGCACCUUAAGUGGCUAUGGAAGUUUUAGAAAUAUGAAUUCCAUUUAUCAGAUAUGAUACAUACAUGAUAAUAAUAUAUAAACAACAAAGCAAA
Styela clava is the source of this 2657-nucleotide messenger RNA. RefSeq lists its product as uncharacterized. Gene Ontology annotation, biological process: proteolysis; Notch signaling pathway; axon guidance. Gene Ontology annotation, molecular function: calcium ion binding; serine-type endopeptidase activity. Gene Ontology annotation, cellular component: plasma membrane; cell surface; signaling receptor complex. NCBI's taxonomy places the organism in Eukaryota, Metazoa, Chordata, Ascidiacea, Stolidobranchia, Styelidae. The record is from RefSeq and is a predicted model, not a curated record.